AUGUCAUCUUCAGACGAGUUAGAAGAAAUGGGUCCCAUCACGCCUGCCAUGAAACGCUUUCUCAGCGCCGAGCGCUACGCCGUCAUCGGUCGUGUCCUCGAUGACCGUUCUCGCUGGGACAACAAGGCAAGUGGUAAGCUCCGAGAUUCUGUCGAUUAUUUACUCUCUGACCUGGAACGCAGGUACCAAGCGCGCAACUACCCAGUUGCUGCUGUACGACCCGACAAACCGUCCAAGUCCAUCGAAGGGCUGGACGUGCUGACUGAUCCUGCAAGUAUUUCGACAUUCCGCCUGACUCCAGCUGACAGCCCACAGCUGUCCAUCCCAUCCCUCCCCUCUACCUCCGUGUCCAUCAUCAUACACCCGGUCAAGUCGCUCGGCAUCCUCCAAUCCCUCUUUGCCAAUCCCGCCAACGCACCUCACAGUGUAUGGUUCCAGCCGGGUGCGGAUGAUGGCAGUAUUUGGAAGUGGGUCAAGGAGAAGGGACUGGAGGCGAAGAUUGUGGGACAUGGUGCAUGUGUACUGAGGGAUGGAGACGGCGUAUUGGACGCCAUCAAGAGCGACGGCAAGGCCAAAAUCUGA
Molecule: messenger RNA, 582 nt
Organism: Cryptococcus wingfieldii CBS 7118
Lineage: Eukaryota; Fungi; Basidiomycota; Tremellomycetes; Tremellales; Cryptococcaceae
Exons: 2
Coding region: 1-582 (193 amino acids)
Source: RefSeq, a predicted model, not a curated record